UAACGUUUGCGUCUCACGGCUGCAUCACUUUCACGCACAGAGCGCUUCUGGUUCCCUGAUCUCCUCAUUUACACUCCACAUUCUCAGUUUCUUAGACCAUUCUUCUGUAAUUUUAUGGUUCAGACUUUGAGACAACUUGCAGAUAAGGCAGAUGAGCUCUUUUUACCAAAAAGAAAAGGAGAGUGAGUUAAGGCUCUCUGGAGAUCUCACUCAAGUGAACUCCGAGGAGCUGGAGUUUGAUUACCUGUUUAACUAUGAGCCGCCUGACAGCAACUUUCCUUCUGGAGAUCUUAAAGAUGACACCGAUCUCCACAUACACGCACACCCUUACCCCUUGGGCGAGACUUCCCCCUACACUGAAAGCAGCACUGAAGCUCUUUCUGGCUAUGAGCACCUGGGGCCUAAAAAUUACGUAGAGCAAGUAAGAUCUGGUCCCCAAGCUGUGAGCCCCAGGAUUGAGAUCACGCCAUCACGUGAGCAUCACAGCCAUGGGACCAACUCACUCCAUGACCCACUGGUGAAUGCCAGCCCCAGGCCUACACUCACUGUGCCUGGUCUGGAUUGUGCCAUCUACCGUGAGCCUCAGUGCCUGAGCCCAGCCAGCAGCAACUCUUCAACCUCAUGGCACUCUGAGACUUACUCGCCUUUCGCAUCACCCUGUGUGUCCCCAGGUAGUGGGCAGGUUGUGGCUGGUGAGCUGUGUCCUCGCUUCCAAAACAUCCACACAGGCUCUCCUCGCACCAGCCCAGGCACAUCACCUCACACUAGCCUGACUGAGGAAAACUCGUCUCCGAGGCCCAGCUCUCGCUCUGCCUCGCCUCAGGGCAAACGCACCUACGACAUGUACAAGAACCCAAAUCUGGUGGCUGCUGCUCGAUCACGAAGUCCUUCGCCACAUGGCAGCCAUGAUGAUCGUCAUACUGGCACCCAUUAUGGCUCCAACAGCGUGAAAGAAGUUGUCAACGGGUUUGGGCCAGUCUCAGUACCCACAAAGAUUGUCAGAACCACACAGCCACCCUACACUAUAUACCCAGACGACCAUGGAGAGAGCUACCUGGUGGAACAAGACGUUAAGACCAAAGCAGAGCCAUACUUUGUCAUUCCAACAAUUUGGCCCAAUAAGCUGGUGCCUGGGAUCUGCAGCAUCCCUAUAACCUCUCUGCCUUCUCUGGAGUGGCCUUUGCCCAGCCGCACAGACCAGUAUGAGCUGCACAUCGAGGUGCAGCCCAAACCUCACCACAGGGCACACUAUGAGACCGAGGGCAGCCGGGGGGCUGUUAAAGCUCCAACUGGUGGACAUCCAGUGGUACAGCUACAUGGAUACAGAGGCAAAGAGCCGCUCGGGCUGCAGAUCUUUAUCGGCACGGCUGACGAGCGGAUCUUGAAGCCCCACGCCUUCUACCAGGUGCACCGCAUCACAGGCAAGACCGUGACCACGACCAGCUAUGAGAAGAUAAUCAAUAGCACAAAGGUGUUAGAGAUCCCUCUAGAGCCAAAGAACAACAUGAAAGCAAUAAUCGACUGCGCUGGGAUUCUGAAGCUCAGGAACGCCGAUAUUGAGCUGAGGAAAGGCGAGACAGAUAUCGGGCGGAAGAAUACCCGUGUGCGACUGGUGUUCCGCAUCCACAUCCCCCAGCCAGGGGGUCAAUACGUGUCUCUCCAAGUGGCAUCUCAUCCCAUUGAGUGUUCUCAAAGAUCUGCACACGAGCUGCCCAUGGUGGAGAAGCAGGACAUGGACAGCUGUUCAGUGCUCGGAGGUCAGCAAAUGAUCCUGACUGGGCAGAAUUUCAGUGCUGACUCUAAAGUUAUGUUUACUGAGAAGACCCAUGAUGGACAGCAAAUUUGGGAGUUGGAAGCCACAGUUGACAAAGACAAAAGCCAGACAAGCAUGCUGUUUAUUGAAGUGCCUCCUUAUAGAGACCCAAGUAUCUGCCAUCCCGCUAAGGUGAACUUCUAUGUGAUCAAUGGGAAACGAAAACGCAGUCAGCCUCAGCACUUCACAUAUACACCUCUGCCAGUUUCUUCCAUCAAAACAGAACCAUUGGAUGAAUAUGAAGCUGGACACAUUGGAUAUAUGAUGUCCCAGACCGUGGGAGUGUCCCCGCACUCCUUUUACCAUCACAGCCCCCGUUCAGUCCUCACCUCGGAUAAUGGUUUACUUCCCAUCAUGGCUUCCUGUCACCAGAAUCAUUCAGGAAUCUCUCCUUCAGACCCCUGCUUACAGCAGCACAUUGUGUAUCCCCGUGCUGAGAAGAACCUAGGGUCCAGCUUAUACAUCCAAACCGGAGUUAUGGUGCCAGAAGCCCAUCGCUCUGUCCUGGUCCAUACUGGUUCUGCACCCAAGUCUUCUCACUUGAUUGGUCAGCAUCCUGUCAUCCAGUUUUCCCCGACCAACCAUCAAUUGUUAAGAGGGGGGGAAAAUAUAACUCCACCAGCCCAGGAACAUCCGAACCUCUAUUGUGAGGGCUACAGCCCACAAGGAACUCAGACAGCAGUGGUUUCACGUUCUCCAGCUGCACAAGCCCCCCAAACUCAGCAUUACCCCACUGUCAUUCAUCAACAGCCCUACACAAACAGGCUUCCAAAGGACAGGUCCCCUCCUGGGCAAGUCCAUCCACAAAGGUGUUCCUCUGCUGAGGAACAGAGAACCUCUCUUCCUGGACGAGUCACUGUCAAGCAAGAGAACCUGGAUCAAGCCUACCUGGAUGAUGUUAACGAGAUCAUAAGGAAGGAUCUGACAGGAGUGCACGGCCGAGCACAGUCAUAAGGAAAAGGAUGCCGCAGGAAGUGUGUGGGACUUGCAGUAGUGCCUUCUUCUCCCUGGAUCCGUUUGCAGUUUGCAGACACUGUCACCAGCACUCACUUGGAUUAUUUCUAUUUUUCGAAAUAUUUUUGACCUCAGAACAUUCUGACACCAAGUAGAUUGCUUUAUAGCCCAGGCAAACAAAUACCUUUGAAACCAGCUUUUUUUUUUUUUUUUUUUUUUGCAUCAGUGUGUUCAUUACUAAAGGCCUUGUAGUCUCAAAGUCUAGCAGUGACUGCUCAUGAAAUACAGCCAGGGUUAACCUGAUUUGUCAGUUGUCGGUAUCUUAUGCUCUCAUAGCCUUAAACGAUUUUGGAUAAAAAAAAGUUCAGUGUAUUUUUAUUCUUGUUAUAUCAUAGUUCAUAGCUCACUUUGGUAAACUCUCAGUUUAGUCCAUCUGGAACAACUGAUUCAUUUUGAAAGACUGUGUAUCUACCAGUGUCUGUCAAAUCCUCAAUAACUUUUCCCCCUCAUUUUUAAAGAAAGUCUUAACAAGUUCUUAUUAUUUUGAUUAUUUGAGACAGUCAGAAAUCCCCUGUUUACAUGUGAUAUUUUACAUGUGACAGUCCUUACUUUUGUUAAAUGUUACCAGUUUUUCUAUCAAAUCUUCAUUAUGAUAAAAGCUUCACUUUUUCCAAUUGCAACUAAAUGCACUGUUCUCAUAGAGAAUCCUUUAAUGCACAGUGUGCACUUCCUGCCAGUGAAUUAUAUUGUCUUGUAUAUAGUUUCACUCAAAAUUGGAUUUUUAUUGACAAGAUGUAAUUAGAUAUUUUUUACAACAUCUGUACAUUUUCUUCUAAUGUGUGAGUGUCUAUAGGGGCCGAAAAAUACAGAGCUGAAUUUCUUUUUUUCUAGCAAACUAUAUUAUGAUAUUUUGUGCCUUUAGCUAUGAAGCUGUAAGCAAAACCUUAGAAGCGGUUUACAGAUGAGCAGAACGAUGGUUUCAUAUCUAACAGAGAUUAGCGUGUCUUGCACUACAUUCAGACUCUAACAUCAUCUGGAGUUCUCGACUUCUUCUGCUUCGUAUUUCUACCUAAUGUCUUACUGAUAUAGAUAUGUCUAUAACUUUUUAAAUAUUUUUAUAGUGCUAUUUUACAUCAGUUUUAUAAAUUCUACAGCUUGCACAUGAAGUUUCCUUGUUAUAAAUGUGUUAUUUUUUAUCUUUUUAUCUUUUUAUCGUUUUAUCUCAGAGUUGGUUUUGCCAUAAAUAAUAUGCUGAGCAUAUAUGAUAUGAUCUGAUAUGAUAUAUGAUACAUGAUAUGUUUUAAUUCAUUUUAAUCAUCUAAAUUCAAAUCUAUAAAUAUAUUAGUGUCAUCCUGGUACAUCACAUUUAGUAAGGAAAAAAAAGGUUAAUCCUUUUUUUUUAAUAUCUUUUAAAGGGAAUGAAAAAUAAAUUAGAUGUGAAAUUUGAAGCACUUCUGAAAAGAGUAAUCUUUCGUGUAUCUGUACAUUUUUGGCAGAAUUAUUUCUUUAUCGUAUAAUUAGGUAUAUUUAUAGACGGGUGACAAAUGCUCCCUGAAUCAGUUGCUGAUUAUGAAAAUAUAAUUCAUAUGCUCUCCUGUGGGAGAUUUUGGACUGACAAUUAGUCUGCACUCUCCUCCACCGUCAUCAUCCAGAUUCUAAUUAACCAAACUUUUUAUAGGAGAAUGAUGUUCAUUCCUUUAAACACCAAAUUUCUAGAAUCUAUGCCAAAGAUAUUCUGUUGGACUGUGAUGAACACCUUACUAAGACACUUUACUUAGUUUUUUUUCAUUGAACCUUUUCACCCGUCUAUAUGUAUACGUAUAUAUAUUUUUUUACUGGAGCCAUUAUCUAAGCAUGGUGCUCUUAACAUCAUAGCAAUCCCCUGAAUGUCGACUCAUUUUUAACUGUAAAUACGAUUUCCUAAAUAUGUAUAAAAUAUUUCUUUACUUCUACUUUGUUACAUUUGCUAACUAGUCAAUAGGAAAUCUUUAUUAUGUUUAUGAACCAAAUCAAUUCCUGUCUUGUCAUUUCCCAUCAUGUAACCAUGGUUGUAAUAAUAAUAUAUGAACUGCAAAAUAGUUUCGCUGUUUUAGAUUAAUAUAAGACAAUGCCAAUAUUUGCCAAAGAGAAACUGUUAUCUUUUGUUAACUUCAAGGCUUUAUACCUGCCGGUUUUAUUAAUGCAGUCAUGAGGUGAAUGUUUAAUAAUAGUCGAUGUCUGUCAAGAACAUAAGCAAUAAAUCUGAUUGAAGAAUUGUU
Tachysurus vachellii is the source of this 5025-nucleotide messenger RNA. It is a transcript of the gene nfatc2a, whose product is annotated as nuclear factor of activated T cells 2a. Gene Ontology annotation, molecular function: DNA-binding transcription factor activity, RNA polymerase II-specific; RNA polymerase II cis-regulatory region sequence-specific DNA binding; transcription factor binding. The record is from RefSeq and is a predicted model, not a curated record. NCBI's taxonomy places the organism in Eukaryota, Metazoa, Chordata, Actinopteri, Siluriformes, Bagridae. The coding region runs from base 152 to 2767 and encodes 871 amino acids. The transcript has 10 exons. Gene Ontology annotation, biological process: cytokine production; calcineurin-NFAT signaling cascade; regulation of transcription by RNA polymerase II. Gene Ontology annotation, cellular component: transcription regulator complex.